This is a messenger RNA of Amorphotheca resinae ATCC 22711, 2641 nucleotides long. RefSeq lists its product as hypothetical. The record is from RefSeq and is a predicted model, not a curated record. Gene Ontology annotation, biological process: cellular response to heat. The coding region runs from base 83 to 2464 and encodes 793 amino acids. Lineage: Eukaryota; Fungi; Ascomycota; Leotiomycetes; Helotiales; Amorphothecaceae. The transcript is spliced from 7 exons. Gene Ontology annotation, cellular component: mitochondrial matrix; cytoplasm. Gene Ontology annotation, molecular function: ATP binding; ATP hydrolysis activity.
UUCAUAUCAGAAAAUUGAAGAUGUUUUUUCUCCUUUUGUUCUUUUCUUUACGAUCUUCAUGACUGCAACAACAUAAUUCAAAAUGUUAUUAAGACAAGCCAGGAUUCCAAGCCGGCGCAUUGCUGCCAUAGCCAACAAUGCUCUUCGACCAAGAGCUGGAGCGCCACUGGUUAACGCGGCUCGAAGAAACCUCGAUUUCCCAUCACUCAAACUACUUCCCACGACUACAUUUCGCACAUAUGCCAAUGGACGCCCACACCCUCCCGGUGGUACGCACCGCAUGGAUAUGGGUGGAGGUGAUCAGAGGCCAGCGCUGGAGCAAUACGGAGUCGAUUUGACCGCAAAAGCGAAGGCCGGAAAGCUUGAUCCUGUCAUUGGGAGAGAUGGAGAGAUCAAUCGAACUAUUCAAGUGCUGUCCCGCCGUACCAAAAACAACCCUGUCCUUAUUGGAAGUGCAGGAACUGGAAAGACUGCGAUACUAGAAGGACUCGCACAACGAAUAGUCAGGGGCGAUGUUCCAGAAAGUGUCAAGGACAAGAGGGUGAUUUCUCUAGAUCUUGGGCAGCUCAUUGCCGGCGCAAAGUUCCGUGGAGAUUUCGAGGAGAGAUUAAAGAGUGUUCUAAAAGAGGUUCAAGAAGCUCAGGGUGGUGUAAUCCUGUUCGUGGACGAGCUGCACACACUGCUUGGACUAGGCAAGGCCGAAGGAAGCAUCGACGCGAGCAAUCUCUUGAAGCCAGCUCUUUCACGGGGCGAACUUCAAUGCUGUGGGGCCACCACACUGAAUGAAUACCGCGCAAUCGAAAAGGACGUGGCAUUGGCAAGGAGAUUUCAGCCUAUCCAAGUUAAUGAGCCAACAAUUCAAGACACCAUCAGCAUACUUCGGGGUAUCAAGGAGAAAUAUGAAGUACACCAUGGAGUAAGAAUCACGGACGGAGCACUGGUUGCUGCUGCGACGUACUCGAACCGAUAUAUCACAGACCGAUUUCUUCCAGACAAGGCGAUUGACCUGAUGGAUGAAGCAGCAUCCUCAUUAAGGCUACAACAAGAAAGCAAACCAGAUGAUAUAAUGAAAUUGGAUCAGCGAAUCAUGACCCUUCAAAUUGAACUCGAAAGUUUGAGGAAGGAGACCGAUAUCGCCAGCAGAGAACGUCGCGAGAAACUCCAAGCGGAUCUCAAGGAGUGCCAAGAGGAGUCUGCCAAAUUGACUGAAAAGUGGGAGAAGGAAAGGGCGGAAAUCGAAGCGAUCAAAAAGACAAAAGAGGAUCUCGAAAAGGCUCGCAUCGAACUUGAUCAAGCACAACGGGAGAACAACUUCGGUCGUGCUGGGGAGCUGAGGUACUCAAUCAUCCCAUCGCUAGAAGCCAAGUUGCCGAAGGAAGGCGAAACUGUUAUCGAACCGACUGGAGACAAUACCCUCCUGCACGAAGCAGUAACGGCAGACGACAUUGCAGCAGUUGUAUCCCGAGUAACUGGAAUUCCAACCACUAAACUUACCUCGGGGCAAACCGAAAGGUUAAUAAAAAUGGAGGACACCCUUCGCCAAUCAGUCCGCGGCCAGGAUGAGGCACUGAAUGCUGUUGCAAAUGCAGUUCGCAUGCAACGUGCCGGCCUGAGUGGCGAAAACAGACCUCUUGCGAGCUUCUUCUUUUUGGGACCGACAGGUGUUGGGAAAACUGAACUCUGUAAAAAGAUGGCAGGCUUCCUGUUUUCUACCGAGACAGCUGUCGUUCGAUUUGAUAUGAGCGAGUUUCAAGAGAAGCAUACCAUAUCACGCUUGAUUGGAAGUCCUGCAGGUUAUGUCGGGUACGACGAUGCCGGACAGCUCACUGAAGCCGUGAGGCGAAAGCCGUACGCAGUUUUGUUGUUCGACGAGUUUGAGAAAGCUCAUCGAGACAUUUCUGCAUUACUGCUCCAGGUGCUGGACGAAGGAUUUUUGACCGACAGCCAAGGCCAUAAGAUCGACUUCCGGAAUACUCUGAUAGUCUUCACCUCGAAUCUGGGAGCGGAUAUCCUUGUUGGAAAUGAUCCAUUCCAUCCCUACCACGAAGAGUCCAACGGAGAAAUUUCUCCUCAAGUGCGAGAGGCGGUUAUGGACGUUGUCCAUAAAAAUUAUGCGCCGGAAUUCUUGAACAGAAUCGAUGAAUUCAUCAUCUUCAAGCGUCUCUCAACAGAGGCUUUGCGAGAUAUCGUGGAUAUCCGUCUAAAGGAGCUCCAAAAGCGGCUGGAUGAUCGAAGGAUCAUUCUUCAGGUCGAUGACCAAGUGAGAGAAUGGCUAGCCGAACGAGGAUACGAUCCAAGAUUUGGAGCGCGGCCUCUGAACAGGCUCAUUUCGAAGAAGAUCGGCAAUAUAUUGGCAGACAAGCUCAUCAGGGGGGAGAUCAAAACUGGCGACACGGCAGUCGUUAAAAUUGACGAAGGCGGUGAGGAGCUAAAGGUUGGGACAAGAGAGGCAUUGGGUCUUUAAAAGUGUGGCAUUUGAAGCAUCAAAAGCAGCAUGGGUAGGCGUAUCUCGACUCGUUUCAGACCAGGAGGAAUUCCUUCCUGUCGUAUGUAUUUGUACUAUAAGCUCCUCUUCCAUGUAUCAUAGACGACUUACGGAUUACGAACAUUGAAAAGCUACCAGUCUAGCUUCCUAGUUUAA